Molecule: messenger RNA, 471 nt
Organism: Blastocystis hominis
Lineage: Eukaryota; Bigyra; Opalinata; Blastocystidae
Exons: 4
Coding region: 1-471 (156 amino acids)
Biological process (GO): mRNA processing
Cellular component (GO): catalytic step 2 spliceosome; precatalytic spliceosome; Prp19 complex
Source: RefSeq, a predicted model, not a curated record
AUGCCUGAAAUAAAAUUUGAUUCACAUCCAGGUCUUCAGAAGGAGUGGGAACGUGUUCGGGAGAAAAAGCCACUCGCUGGAUUUGACGUGACCAAGUAUACAUUAGAAGAACCCUCCGAUGCUUCGGGUCUUGAUGCUGCUUCCUGGGAGAAGAGUAUUAAAAUUGCUCAAAUGCAGCUAGAAUAUCAGAAAGAGAAGUUAAUGGAAAAUCUUCAGCUGUUAGAAAAGUUUGGAAGCAACGCAUGGAGAAAGCACAAUGACGGAUUAGAUGCAAUUGCGGAGAGUUUUGACAAUGAUUUAAAGGAGGUGCAAGCGAAAACGCAAGCGAUUAAUCGCAAGCGGAUGAACGACCAACAGCGCAGUUAUGAGAAAUUGAACUCUCUGAAAGAGCAAGCGCUGGAGCUACAGAUGAAGAAUUACAUAAUGACGGUAGGUGGAGAGAGAAAAGAAGAGAGGUGUGGUGACACGUAG